Molecule: messenger RNA, 952 nt
Organism: Cydia splendana
Lineage: Eukaryota; Metazoa; Arthropoda; Insecta; Lepidoptera; Tortricidae
Exons: 4
Coding region: 88-669 (193 amino acids)
Source: RefSeq, a predicted model, not a curated record
UUUCCAGUCAAUCCCCUGCCGUUCCCAGCCUGCAAAGCGAACGACAUCGACUGCCUGCGCCGCGGCGUCAGGACUUUCUUCUUUCUGAUGGAAUCUGGCCAUAUGGGUAUGCGGCCGAUCGACCCGGCCGUAGUGAACAGUGUGGCCGUGACCUUGCCAGAGCAGCACGUGUCAUUCCUGCUCAGGAGGGUCAACGUUACCGGAGCUAAGUGGACGAAGCUCGCAGAACGACGGUUUCAGUUGCACGGAGGUAAAAGCGGGGCCAUUUUCAACAGCGACCUUCAUGUUGGAGCCGAGAUAAUCAUGAAGAUUGCUGAUAGGGUGGAGCCAUAUACAUCCUACAUCACAAUGGACAUACAAGAGGUAGAAAGCAACAUCACCUACACCUGGGCUGGCACUAACGUGAACAACGAAGACUACAUCCUAAUAGGACCGGAGCGGAUCGCAGUGAGGAAUCGACGCACGCCUACGUAUUUCCUACAGCCAAUUAACAACAACUUCCUGGAUUUGAACAUGAUCGAGGCUGGUCUCCAGGCGAAGACCUCAGUUCUGGACCAUUUCUCCAACGAGAUUGUCACAGCAAUCAUGCAUGCUGUGGUAGAUAACUUCAGGCUUUUUGCAAGGAAGAUACCAGUCAAAUAUUAUUACCAGUACAGUUCUUUCAUUUAGUCAUAACUAGCCAAACAUAGCUUUGUAGAAAGUGUCUAUCAUGCCUUGGGACAUAUUUUGUUUAAGACUUUAAGGAAACAUGGAAGAAAACUAAAAAAAAAUUUUUAAAUGCAAUAGCUCAAAACAUUAAUAACACAUUUAAAAGCUUGUAAAAAAUAAGAUGCUUUGCUUACUUUGAACAAAACUAUGACUAUUGGUUAGUAUUAUUAAUAAAAUUAGCCCUUAAUUUGGCAGAAAUCACGGAAGGUUGUGAGUUCAAACCUCCUCUGCGCUCAAUAUCGUA